This is a messenger RNA of Panonychus citri (citrus red mite), 1647 nucleotides long. RefSeq names its product N(6)-adenine-specific methyltransferase METTL4-like (gene Mettl4). Lineage: Eukaryota; Metazoa; Arthropoda; Arachnida; Trombidiformes; Tetranychidae. The record is from RefSeq and is a predicted model, not a curated record. The coding region runs from base 271 to 1422 and encodes 383 amino acids. Gene Ontology annotation, cellular component: RNA N6-methyladenosine methyltransferase complex; nucleus. The transcript has a single exon. Gene Ontology annotation, molecular function: methyltransferase activity.
CAAAUGUUUGCCAACAAAGAAACUUAAUUGUUGACUUUUAAUUUAAUUUUAUUCGUUUGAGUUAAAUGACCAUUAAAAGAGAUGAAGUUAUUAAGUAAUUUAAAUAUCUGUUGGUCAACUAAUUGAAAUGUUUCUAUGAAAUAUGUCAAGACAAUUUUGUGUUUCUUGUUUAUGGGUCAAUUGAUUUCUCGUUUUCUAUGCUUUUAAUUAAUUGUAACUUUUUAAAUUAUCUUUGGGUUGAUUUGUUUUUAGAAAAAUCUCGCAGACAAAAUGAUUGUUUGGACUGUUGAUUGGCGUUCAAUUGGAAUCAAUGAAACUGGAACGGGACUCGCUGUCUUCUUGGAUCAUCGGACAGAAUAUUGGAAAGACUCAGGCCUCAAACUUGAUCCGGUUCUGUUUCAAAUCAAUUUACCUUUUUAUAUGGAAUCAGAACAAUGGUGGAAAUCACAUGAUAAAGAUAACGACCUGUCGAUUUCAAGUCGUCAGAGUUACGUUGCCAAUCUAUCGCUCAAGGAGAGAAAUCUUUUCGCUUGGAUCAGAAAUCAAAUCAAUCCUCUAAUAAUCGAAACCAAAGAAGACAACUCGUUAGCGAAAAACAAAGCCAAGAAAAUUCAUCUUCGAUCGUCUGGAAUAAAUAAUUUAGCCGAAGAAAAGAUUCUCUGUAAUCUGGCAAAUAAUCCAAUACUCGUGAACAUCGCCUUCCAAGAUUAUCUAAUCCCAAGACAAAGUUGUUUCGCCAUUUGUGACGUUAAUGCUGCUCUCAGCCUGUUUCUUAAAAAUCUUAUCAACAUCAAAGGGAUUAUCACGGACGAAGAGAAAUUUUUAAUCAUAAUCGAUCCUCCCUGGGAAAACAAAUCAGUCAAAAGGAGGCGAAACUAUGAAACUGCAGGAUCGACGGAAAUAAUUCAAACCUUUCAACUUCUUAACAAAAUCUGUUCGCUGUUAAUAAAUCGCCAUCAACUGGACAUUCGCAUAGUUUUAUGGACAACGGAGAAGCAAAAAUCAUUAUGUCUCGAACAACUUUUGCCCAUAAUAGAAAUGAAACUCGAAGCUUGUCUUCUCUGGCAUAAGAUCACAAAUUCUUGGGAGAGCAGUAAAGUUCGUGGUGGUCGUGAAUAUCUACUGAUCGCUUCACCCAAUGGAGCCGAAAAGCCCCUCGAUGGUGUUUUCGUCUCAAAGCCAAGUGCAAUUCACUCACACAAACCACCGAUCGGAUUUGAUUUUCCAUGGUUACAACAAUCUCAAAAUAAUUAUCUCGAAGAACCCGAAAGAUUAAUAAUCAAUCGGCAACCGCUUUACGAUGACAGAUUCACUCAACUACGAGGAAUUGAAUUAUACGCUCGAUACUUGAGGCCAAAUUUCCUUUCUAUUGGCUUCGAAUGUAUUAAACUCCAAGCCUAUGAAUUAUUUGCAUUCGAAUAGGCAAAUCAUCAUCGGCUGAGUGACACUCAUCUUCAUCUGUGAUCAUAUUUAUUUAACAAUUUUUCGUCAAUUUUUAACAGCUUUUUUACUUAAUCUCAAUUUUAUACUCGUAUUUUGAUUUUCAUUGACAAUUAAAUUAAAUGACUUUGUUUAAAAUAACUGUUGAUUUAAUUGUAACUUGAUUGUAUUUUAUUAUCAAUGGUAAAUAAAAGUCUUGAAACAAGA